UUUUUUUUUUUUCUUGCACUUCCUAUUUUUUCUUCCCUCCUUUCCUUUUUUUCCCCCUAUGGUGUAGUAUUUUCCUUCAAAAUAUACCCCCCACGCAUGAAGUUAUGUUCCUAUCUUUGUUGUACUUGCCAACUCAUUCCAGGGUUCCAUGGGUUGUUAGCUGUUUCUUUCUUUCACCUUGCAUAUUCUGAUGGACUCACGGUUUCUUUCGGAAGUUUCAGUGUCUACUCGGAAUGUAACCGUUUCUCUUCGACGAGCAGAGUACUCUCUCUUGUGUGUAACAUCCUUACUUCGGGAUUUCUCCUUACUUAUCUUGCCGGUCCAACCCAUCCUCACCCUCUCUCGAAAUAUGCACUUACGAACUUAGUGGCCACUUCCUACUCUCCAUGAAGUCUACGAUGGAUCCAAUUUUCAUCUCAUGGGCUUCUCCAUUCAUCCUUUUCCUCUCUGGCAUGUACCGUGGAGGGUGAGCAUGGCGAGAAAAAGACAUACAUAAGGCCCCUCUGCCUUUCCUCCACUGCCUUUGAUUCCUCUUCUCUCUAUCUCCAUCGCCAGUCACUCGAACGUCAUCCGUCUUCCAUCAAGCAAUCAAAGUCACGUCAUCAGAUACAUCGUUCCUCAGUUCCACGAAGGAUCCUUUUCUCCUACAAGUACUUUCACCUCCCCGAUACAACAUAUACCAUACGCACGCUGCACGCGUACAUUUCCGAGGCCCGUCUAAUUUACCUUCUCAUUCUGAAUCAUGUCGAGCCAAAAAAUCCCCGAUACUGUAGUUAGCGAAUCCCCCGCUGAUGAAAACACCGACAACCCCGCCGGGAACGACCACUCCGGUGAAAGUAAUCUGGUCAACGACGCCCAGUCAUCCAGUCAGAGCGACCAAUCUAAGAACGAUAACUCGAGUGAUCAAAGUUCUCAGCCCCGUAGAGGACUUCUGGAUGGGGUCAGUAUUGUAUUCUGUAGUUCCCGCGUGGGACUUAGUGGAGGAAUGAUCCCCAGAUAUUAUACCCACGCCACUCCAAACUUGUCAGCUGGCACGCCUCCAAAUGUCCAGGUCUGUCCGGGGCGUGCAGUAGUGACUCCCACCACCUCUGCCACCUCCGCCACCACCACCACAACUUCUCACGACGAGGCUACCGAAGAAGACACGCCGCAGUGACUUCACAGCCAUCUAUGAAACAUGUAGACGACGCAGAGCGCAGGGAAUCGGGGACCGGGGACCGGGAACCGGGAACUGGUUGAUGGGCAUAUGAUAUCUCUUACGUCGAUCGCCGUUUCUUUGAAUUCUGUUUUUCCUGGGGGGAUUAUCGUUCGAGGGAGAUGUGGGGAGGUGUCCGCGAACGCUCCAUCCGGCUGAGUUUUGAUUUUUUUGAAACCAUAUCUUGGGUGCCAAUAGCUCUCAUUUUUCAUUCCUUUUAUCUCUUCUCUUGACUGAGCCCAUCCAUGUGCUUCAUCCCAGCAUGUGGGUAGCAUUUUCUUGACCUAUGUCCUAACCGCGAAGGGCAAGCACUGUUCCCUACGCGUGAUGGGAUUUCGCGACUUUAGUUGACUACCAAUGAGACGCUUGUUCAUGAAUAUUUUACUUUAAUGCCUUUCCUUUCCGUACUUUCCAAUAACUAGAUGCCACUUGAAGUGAACUAGGACAUUUCCCGCCAUUUCAUUCGAAUAGACCGAUAAGGCCGCAAAAGAAAAGAGCCAAAAUGCCUAAAAACCUACUGAUGAAAGUAGAGUAAUGCUUGAGAGAUGCUUUGAACAUUGAUUGAUUGACUGUUGUCGUUCCUAAAAGCAAGAAGUCUGAUAUAAAAAUAUGUAACUGAAAGAAAUUUAAGGGGGUGAAACGUCUAAGAAUAAGUGCAAGCAUUCCACUACAGUCCAAAAACAAUAAGAUAUAAAUCACCAACCUCCCGCUAGCCAAAAAGCAUACAUGAAAUGUAUCCAGGUUAUCCAUAUUGACAGGGUAUCGAGCCAAUUUGUAGGAGGAAGAACAAUAAUCG
Molecule: messenger RNA, 1991 nt
Organism: Blastomyces gilchristii SLH14081
Lineage: Eukaryota; Fungi; Ascomycota; Eurotiomycetes; Onygenales; Ajellomycetaceae
Exons: 1
Coding region: 743-1156 (137 amino acids)
Source: RefSeq, a predicted model, not a curated record